AUGAUUGCAGCUGCGAGUGAGAAGGAGUACCCUACCAAGUCCGGCAUCAAACCCUGGGUGGACCCCGCGACGCCAGCCAACGCGCAGCAAGUCACGACGUCGCGAGGCGAGACCUGGGAGCUGGUCAUGAGCGACGAGUUCAACGCUGCAAACCGCAGCUUCCGGCCGGGAGAGGACCAUCUUUGGACGUCGAUUGAGAAGCCCGACGGCGUGAAUGGAGCUCUGGAAGUCUACUCGCACAAUAUGACCUCCACCAAGUGCGACGACGACGGCACGUGCUACUUCUACAUCGAGGCCGUGGACGAAGUUUCCAAACUCACCGUCUACAAUGCGUAUCUGACUCCGCCGCGGUAUCAAAACGUGACGUUCUACUACAGAGCAGGCAUGGUGCAGUCCUGGAACAAAUUCUGCUACCAGGGCGGGCUCAUUGAAGUAAGGGCCCGACUACCAGGCGCGGUCUCGAAACAAUCUGGGAACCCCGACAUCUCGCUCGGUAAGUCGGGCCGCGUUGCCAGCGCCAGCUACUACCCGACGUGGCCCGGAAUCUGGAUGAUGGGGAACCUUGGUAGAGCGAUCUUCUCGGCGUCCACGAGUCGCAUGUGGCCAUUCUCCUACAACAAGUGCGAGCCCGAGAUCUUCGACCCCAGUAACCAGCGCAUCAGCGCGUGCGAUGACGAUCCAGGCUACGGUCUCAACAAGAACCAGGGCCGCGGAGCUCCGGAGAUCGAUAUUCUCGAAGGAGGUGGCGUGGCCAUCUCGUCGUCGCUGCAGAUUGCGCCUGGGAUGCCGAGCGACUUCAGACUCUUCCCCGCGGACGCCAACGGAGCUGAUGUCACCAACCCGUACUGCGUGUACAAGUACGAGUGCAAGACGCCCGGCGCCAACUUAAUCGACGUCCCCACUGCAUACUACGAGAAGAAGCGCGGCCAUAAAUCUUGGUACCAGGGGCUACGCUACGCAGCGAAUAACUUUUGCGAACCUUCAGACGAUGAAAUCCAAGACGUUGACACUAUCAAAGCGUCGCUCGAAGCUGGAAUCACGGAGAACACGUGCAGUGUCGACACGUGUCCCGCCUCCAGCGAUGCUAACAGUGACCUAGGGCUGAUCGACGGCGUCGGGCCGGACUAUUGGGGCAUCAACAGCAAUGGAACAUGCUUCCCGAUUAUGAAUUCGUACAUGGGGGCCUACCUGUGCGACCCGGACAACACGGAUGAGCUGUGCCCCGAGCCUCGCAACUCCACGAACCCGAAAACCAACAUCAUGGACCCGUUCGGCUACCAAAUGGACGCCAUCUCAGCGAAUUGGCCCGUGCACCUCGGCGCUUACACGGAUUACUUCGUCUACCAAGUCGAAUGGAUUACAGGCACGAACGGCUACGUGCGCUGGAUGGGCGCGGGCCAGCCCCUGUUCGAGGUCACGGCCGAGGCGUUCUCCGUCGUCCCUCAAAACGCCAACAAGACUAAUCCGCAGAAACUCAUGCUGGAGGAGCCCAUGUCUAUCGUGAUGAACGUCGCUCUCUCCAAGUCCUGGGGAGCGACGCCUCCCAAUCCUGGUAGCGAGUGCCGCGGAGACGGAGCCAACGAGACCGUUAACAAAAUCUGUGACGACUUCCCAAUGUACCUGAAGAUCGACUACAUUCGACUGUACCAAGACCCGAAGGGGAAUCGCGGCGACGACGACUACAUGCAACUAGGCUGCGAUCCUAAGAGCCACCCGACCAGAGAGUGGAUUGAAGGGCAUUUAGACGAGUACGAGGACAGCGACAAUCCCUGGACAGAGGCUACGGGUAAAGCCUUCUGCGAGAGUGACGGCGACUGUACUAUCAGCAACAACGGGACGCAGAAGCUCGUCACGGGCAAGUGUGUCAAGUCCCGCUGCAUUUGCUCCCACCCAGACUCCUGGGGCGGCCCUCGCUGCACUCUCGCAUUGGCUGAAGACAGCAGUAGCUCCAGUAUCUCCGUCACUCAGCGCACGUACGGCCCUCCCAUGGCGAUCUCACUCAGUGUGGCGAUUGUCACUCUUCUGUCUACUGUCAUCGCUGUCUGGAUGUCCGUGAGGACGUUGAAGAAGCAGGCCGAGGAAGCGAUUCUGGCGGCGGAGAGGAAGAAGCUGGAGCAAGUGAGACCGUCCUUCCCAACAACGCGCGUGAAUCUGUCGAUUGAUGAAUACGAUACACCACAGCCAAAGGACAACUACAGCCAGAAUUUUCUCUAA
Messenger RNA from Phytophthora sojae, 2214 nucleotides. RefSeq lists its product as hypothetical. The transcript has a single exon. Gene Ontology annotation, cellular component: endoplasmic reticulum membrane; plasma membrane. The record is from RefSeq and is a predicted model, not a curated record. Gene Ontology annotation, biological process: (1->6)-beta-D-glucan biosynthetic process. The coding region runs from base 1 to 2214 and encodes 737 amino acids. Lineage: Eukaryota; Oomycota; Peronosporomycetes; Peronosporales; Peronosporaceae. Gene Ontology annotation, molecular function: glucosidase activity.